Molecule: messenger RNA, 921 nt
Organism: Gongylonema pulchrum
Lineage: Eukaryota; Metazoa; Nematoda; Chromadorea; Rhabditida; Gongylonematidae
Source: the annotation of a GenBank genome assembly
AUGCGUCAGUGUCCGAAAUGUAAAGCAAAAGAGUACCAUAAUCGUGCAAUGGUAAUGAUGAUCAAUGAAUGUGGUCAUCCGUUGUGCAGGAACUGUGUGGAAAAUUUAUUUGCUCGAAACAGUGGCCCUUGUCCGCAGUGCGGCAAAAUUUUGUGGAAAAAGGGAUUUUGGGUGCAAAUUUUUGAUGAUCCUAUGGUGGAGAAGGAAAAUCAUAUACGAAAGAAGUUGAAGAAGGUUUACAAUUUGAAACGAGAUGAUUUUCCAACACUACGCGAUUUCAAUGAUUAUUUGGAGCAUGUUGAAACAGUGGUAAUGAAUCUUACUUGUAACAUAGAUGUGGAGGAGACAGAAGCUGAAAUCAGCCGCUUCAAAGAAGAAAAUAGUGAGCUUAUUGAAAGGAAUAGGCGUAAGCUUGACGAAGAUCAAAUAUGGGUGCGCCAAAUGCUGGAGGAGGAACAGAAGAAGAAAAUGCACAUUGCACAGGGUGGCAUCGGUGAAGAGGAGGACUCGGAAAAAAUACUUAGUGCAAAUAAGGCAAAAGCAAUAAUUGACGAGUUGCGUGAAUCUGAUUUGCCAGCCGAAGUAAUUUUGGAUCGUCAAAGAAAGCGACAAAUUGAAGCUGAACUUGCUGAAAAAGAGGAGGCUGCAAGGCGUAAGAAAUCCAAAAUGGAAGCUCAGCAGAAACGCCUCGACACAGCAUCGUUUGCGCCAAUUCGCAUCAGCGGUGCUCCAUUUGUGUAUCAAACUCCAGAACUGUGCGUCAACGGGCCACCGCUUCCGACAGCUAAAGAUUUUUCACGACUGGCUUAUUUGGAUCAUGUAGCACCGGUCAGUAUCGACCGAUGUGUUGCUGGAUUCAGCAAGGAAAUAUGCUGUAAUCGAGCAUUGUUCGAGUCCAGAAUUGAUUUGUUCGCUGUUUAA